AUGGAUUACGGUGCUGGUGGAUAUGAAGUAAGUUUGAUUUUUUUGGGUUGGAAGGUCGAAAAAGAACUUUUUUAAAUCCUUGUGAUCUGUUUUGAUACCAAAUUUAAUCUAUAUUUGAGAUCUUUUUUUAAUUUUUUUGUCGACUGAAAAAAUUUUGAAGUAUUUUGAAGAGUGGUUUUUAUAAAAAUAUUUUUCCAGGAAGGUUACGGAGCUCCCCAGGAGUAUGCCAACUAUGGCUACGGUGCGCCAGUUCUGCCACCUCGCGGUGGAAUGCCCCCAAGAGGCGGCCCAGCCCCUCGUGGAGGCGGAGGCCCAAGGGGAAGAGGAGGUCCCCCUCGCGGCGGACAUCCAGGACAACGCCCAGGCCCCGGUGGAUUUGGCGGAGGCGGCCAAGGCUUCGAUGGAUUCGGAGGAGGCAAUCCGGGAUUCCAGCCACCCUACGAACAAAGCCCACUCGAUGCGGAAGUUGAGAUUGUCACCAGAGAAAUGCAUCAAGAGAUUGGAUUGUUGGAUCAAGGAGGAGAAUAUGGAGAGCAGUUCAAGAACGCCAGAAGAUUGUUGGUCACUGGUGAGUUGGUUUUUGUUUUUGUCGUUGGAUUUUAGGGAAAUUGGAAGAGUCGAAGCAAAAAUGGAUCAGAAAGCUGGUCUAAUAUGAUUUUUUGCAUUGGUAAUGAGUCUUGUUGCAGAAGUCGAGCGUCUCGAGAACAAUAUUGACCCAGAAUGGUUGGAAGUUGACGUCGAGAAGCCGAUUCGUCUCAUCCGCAAGGUCCUGAUCCCAACUUUCCGCCAUCCUCGCUUCAAUUACGUUGGAAAAGUCCUCGGACCGAAAGGAACUACUCUCCAAAACAUUGCCAAGCAGUUCAAGUGCCAUGUCUACGUUUUGGGAAGAGGAUCCACUCGCGACAGAAAACAGGAAGAAGAACUUUUGAACUCGGGAGACCCGGCUUAUGCGCACUAUGCUGGACCGUUGCAUGUGAAGAUUGAGACAAAUGCUCCGCCUUCAUUGGCCUACCAAAGAGUGGCAAACGUUCUGGAUGUCUUGAGACAACUUUUGCAGCCGGUAAGAGAGGAGGUUUAUGUUUUUGUAGGGAACUUUUUGAAAUUUUGAUUUGUGGAGCAAUAAGCGAGUGGUGGAAAAUAUUGUUUACUUGGGAGUGUAAGUAGACUCUGACUAGUUGUAAAAGAAAUUAAAAAUUUAAUUCAAAAUUAGACGUCAUUUUUAUAUUGUAGUAGGCAAAUUUUUGAGAUAAUUUUUUUGCAGACGGAAGGUCGUAGAAAAGUAUUUUUAAUAUACGUUUAUAGGUAGGUUACAUCUUGCUGCAACAUUAUUUUGAUUUUACAUGAAAAAUUAGACAUCUUUUUAUAUUGUACUAGGCAUUUUGUUCGAUUUUGACCUCUUUUUUCCAGGUGAAAGAAACCCACAUUCCCGGAAUCACCACUGGUGUCCCAGAAGGCGACGACAAGGACGACAAGAAUGGCGAUGAUGAUGACGAUGACGGCGACAAAGAAUUGAAAGGACUGAAGCCACAGCCAGGAGGUGGACCACGCGGCCAAAAUCGCCCACCAAGAGGAGGCCCACCCGGCGGCAGAGGAGGCCCGGGACGUGGAAUGGGCGGCCCCAGAGGCAAUGGAAUGGGCGGCAGAGGAGGCCCACCACGAGGCGGUGGCCGCGGAGGUCCAGGCGGCCCCAUGCGUCGUGGCGGACCCCCAAGAGGCGGCGGAUUCGCCCCAUACUAA
Messenger RNA from Bursaphelenchus xylophilus (pine wood nematode), 1737 nucleotides. NCBI's taxonomy places the organism in Eukaryota, Metazoa, Nematoda, Chromadorea, Rhabditida, Aphelenchoididae. The record is from the annotation of a GenBank genome assembly.